Panthera uncia (snow leopard) is the source of this 542-nucleotide messenger RNA. RefSeq names its product gamma-crystallin D. The transcript has 3 exons. Bases 1 to 525 code for a protein of 174 amino acids. Gene Ontology annotation, biological process: visual perception; lens development in camera-type eye. NCBI's taxonomy places the organism in Eukaryota, Metazoa, Chordata, Mammalia, Carnivora, Felidae. The record is from RefSeq and is a predicted model, not a curated record. Gene Ontology annotation, molecular function: structural constituent of eye lens.
AUGGGGAAGAUCACCUUCUACGAGGACCAGGGCUUCCAGGGCCACCACUACGAGUGCAGCAGUGACCACUCCAACCUGCAGCCCUAUUUCAGCCGCUGCAACUCGGUGCGCGUGGACAGCGGCUGCUGGAUGCUCUAUGAGCAGCCCAACUACUUGGGCUGCCAGUACUUCCUGCGGCGCGGGGACUACCCGGACUACCAGCAGUGGAUGGGCCUCAGCGACGCGGUCCGCUCCUGCCGCCUCAUCCCCCACGCUGGCUCCCACAGGAUCAGGCUCUACGAGAGGGAAGAUUACAGAGGCCAGAUGGUAGAGAUCACUGAGGACUGCCCGUCUCUUCAAGACCGCUUGCACUUCAAUGAGAUCUACUCCCUCCACGUGUUGGAGGGCUCCUGGGUCCUCUACGAGAUGCCCAACUACCGGGGACGGCAGUACCUGCUGAGGCCAGGGGACUACAGGCACUACCAUGACUGGGGGGCCACGAGUGCCCGAGUGGGCUCUUUGAGGAGGGUCAUGGAUUACUAUUGAAAUAUUUUUACUCUACC